This is a messenger RNA of Tyto alba (common barn owl), 1328 nucleotides long. RefSeq names its product complement C1q A chain (gene C1QA). Gene Ontology annotation, molecular function: protein binding. The record is from RefSeq and is a predicted model, not a curated record. Lineage: Eukaryota; Metazoa; Chordata; Aves; Strigiformes; Tytonidae. Bases 118 to 846 code for a protein of 242 amino acids. The transcript is spliced from 3 exons.
CCACUCCCCCCCCCACCCCCCUCUCCCCUUCCCCAUUGCUUCCAGGAAAGGGCUCCCAGCAAACAGAGCUGCUGCUCAGACUGGUCUGUCUUCAGCCCCAUCAAGGAGGGAGGCAGGAUGGAGCCCAGGCUUUGGUUGGCAACCAGCACCCUGGCAGCAGUGCUGGGCAUGGCCCUGCUGGAGGACGUGUGUAGGGCACCAGAUGGCAAGGACGGCUUCCCGGGAAUCCCUGGCCUCGAUGGAAGGCCAGGGCAGAAGGGUGACAUGGGAGAGCCAGGGAAAUCAGCACAGAGGACGGGCAUCCAGGGACCCAAAGGGGAUGCGGGUGAGCCGGGGCCUCCUGGCAUCCCAGGGAACCGGGGCUACCAUGGCCCCCCUGGGCCCCCUGGGCCCCCAGGGGAGCCAGGGAUAAAGGGGAGCAAAGGGAAAGCUGGCAAUAUCCUGGAGCAGCCACGUCCUGCCUUCUCUGCCUCACGGAGGUCCCCACCAUCUACGGGUAAGACUGUGGUGUUCGACAACGUCAUCACCAACCAGGAGAGCUCCUACAGUCCCCAGACUGGGGAAUUCACCUGCCGGGUCCCCGGGGUUUACUACUUUGCCUACCAGGUGGUCUCCAGCGGGGACCUCUGCCUGAGCAUCACCAAGAACAGGGAGCGCGUGGUCAGCUUCUGCGAUUACAACAGCCGCAACAUCCUGCAGGUGAACUCAGGCAGCAGUGUACUCAGCCUGGCUGUGGGCGACCAGGUCUCCAUCAGCACCGACCCAGUCAGGGGCAGCAUGAUUUACAGUGGCUCUGAGGCAGACAGUGUCUUCAGCGGCUUCAUGCUCUUCCCUCAGAUGGGCUGAUGGACCCCCAGUCCGGAUCUGCCUAGCACCAGAGCAUCAUGGUGUGUGUGUGCCUGCAUGUCUUUUCCCUCUGUGAGUGCAUGGAAUGGUUUAGUACCACAGCAAAGGCCGUAGAUUGAGCUGCUCGAUGGGUCCUGUGCUUCCACAGGUGUCACAAAGUGGCCAGGCUGUGGGUCACCACUGCAGCAGUGAGACUCCUGCUAGAAGUAACCUCUGUGCUGAGCCUGCCUGCUCCAUCCUAGAGGCAGAGGUCUCCUGGCCCCAGCAGCACUUUCUGCUCCUGGGCACUCAGACCCCGCACUGGAGGAUCCCAGUUGUGACUGGGGCCAUUCACCAGCUGUGGCUCUUUGCUCCUGGGUGGGCAACCACUGCAUGCCACUGCUUCCUGCUAUAUUCACCAUUGUAAAUGCCUUUCUGGUGCCAGGCCCCUCCUGCGUCUCGCGUCCUCCCCAUCAGUAUAAAUAAACCCUGUUUCCACAACA